GCGACAUUCGCAAGCACUUUUUGUUGUGCCGUAAAGUACGUUUUUAUCCAGCGCUUGUCGCUUGUCGUAGUGAUAGCAAAAUGUUCAACAAGAAGCCUCGGCGAAACUUUCGACAGAGAAAAGAGGGUUCCAGUGAUGAAGAGGAACAAGAUAGGACCGUUGGGGAAGAAAAUGACAAUGAGAAAAGUUCUAUUGUGGUAAAUAGGCCACAAAAACUACCCCAAAACCGCGGCAUUUCCUGUAGCUCCAAACGGGAAGCGCCCCCUUCAAAAUCGGACAGUAGUGAUGAUGAUGAGGAGGGAGAGGGACUGGAAAUCACAGCGAAAAAACAGAAUAACGGAGGCACAAACAAAACAAACGCAGUUCUCAGCUUUUCUGUUGAAGGUGGAGAGGUGGAUUUUAAGUUGAAUAAAUCAAAAGAUAGAGCAGUGCUGUUUCAACUCAGGAAGAAGGAGACGACAGCCAAGACACAAAAACCUGCAACCAACACACCCGUUUUACAGAAGGGAGAUUCUGGCGACCAGUCUUCAAACCAUGACAGUGAUGACAAUGUUGGGAAUGCUAUGUCAGACAGUGGUAGCAGUGCUGAUGAUAAAAGUGAUGUUGAAGCCAAACCAGGUUCAUUAUCUCCACAAUCUAGUUCAGAAUCCAGCCACAGAUCUGCCCCUAAACAAGUAAUUAUUCCUACUGCCAAAGAAAUUGAAGCAGCAAGGAGACAGCGGCGUGCCAAUUUGACUAAAAAAGAAUAUAUUCCCCUGGACAAAGAUGGUUAUAGUUCAGCCGCUAGCACCCCCGAGCGCUUCAGCACAAAGGACGAAGAAGACCAAGUAGAAGAUGACAGUGAUGAGCUUGAUGAUCAUGAGAGAAGAAUUGAGUUUGCACCUCAGCCUAAAAGUGUCCGAGAGAGAAUAGCAGAGCAAAUGGGAGACAGUGAUGACAGUAUGUCCGGGACUGAUGAGGAGCAGGUGCUAUGGGAGGAAACGCAAAUUGGGAAAGGUUUAAAAAGGCGACCAGGAGAACAGAGCCCAUCUGGGAGCGAAUUGAGUAGCUACAGCAGCAGCAGCAGACCUGAACGGCAAAGGCAGAAGAAGAACAUCCCUGCUCUUCCUGAUGUCUCUGUCUCAAUGAUUAAGAAGAGAAUUACUGUAAAACUGGACUCUUUGAAAGAGGUGCACAGGGCUCGUCAGGCUGAGUUUCGGCGAAUGGAAGGAGAUAUUGAAAAUGCAAGAUGCUCUGCUGAAAAUCUAGAAGAGAGUUUAUUGGAGCUUGAGCUGAAGUUUUAUAGAGACAUGACUCUAUAUACCCAUAAUCUUGUGGAAUGCCUACGUGAAAAAAUUGUUGAGAUUAACUCAUUGGAGCUGGAGCUCCACACGUUGCUGUCAGACCAAAUGGAGUCACUGUCGUCUCAGAGACGACAGAAGAUCAAAGAACAAGCAGAACAUCUUCAACAACUGAGCUAUAAAACCGAUGAACACACUGCUAAUGGAAAAUCAAUUCUCAGUGACGCAGCUCUUACUGUAAAGAUUGAGGAGGACUUUGAUAUACCUGAUGACACAAUGCCUUCCCCUGAAGAAGAGGAGCAGUGUCAUAAACAAAUGGAGGAUAUUCUGUUGCGGUCCAAGGCUGUCUUUUCUGAUGUGAAAGAUGAUUUUUAUGAAGUGAAAAAGAUCCUGUCCCGGUUUGAGGAAUGGAGACGAGGAUCUUACUCAGACUCAUAUCAUAAUGCUUACAUCUCUCUGUGUCUACCCAAGUUACUGCACCCCAUCAUAAGGCAUCAACUCCUGUCCUGGAAUCCUUUAAAGGAUACAAAUAAAAGCUUUGAGAACAUGCCAUGGUUCACUGCAUUGGAAACUUUCUGCCAUGGAUAUGGUCAUGAAGAGCUGGAGCACACAGACCGACAGACUGUGACAAAUGUUAUAGAGAAAACAUUAUUUCCCAAACUAACAGCUUAUGUUGAGAUGAUUUGGGAUCCUAUGUCGCUACAACAGACUGGUUGUCUGACUGAUUUGUGUCAUAGACUGAAGGAAGACUAUUCCAUCUUUGAAGUAGAGCAUAGUAAACCAGUUAAGGCAUUUGUAGAUGCUGUGACUAGUCGAUUGAGAACCUGUGUUGAUGAAGACAUCUUUAUUCCAAUCUAUCCCAAAAGGUUCUUGGAGGAUUUGUCUUCUCCACAAUGCCAUUUUAGGGAACAGCAAUUCUGGACCGCAAUAAAACUUCUUUGUGCCAUGGGAAAGUGGGAUUUGGUGCUUUCCGAAUUUGUAUUGAAGGAACUGAUGUUGGAUAAACUUCUCUGUCGGUACAUUAUGAUCACCUUAGUUAACUCUACAGGAACAAGAAUUCAAGCGUGCAAAAAGAUUGCCGAAAGCUUGCCGUCUUCUUGGUGCACUGGAGAAAAUACUUUACCUCAGCUUCAGUCUUUCAGAAACUAUUUGGUUGAGAUGGCUCAUUCUGUUUGUAAACAACAAUCUCCAAAGGAACCCAUUACAAAAUCCUCUGUGACCGAAGUUCUGAAGAUUUUAAGUCGUGUUAGGUGCUAUGACUCUAUAAUGGCAAUAGCUGAGAAAUAUCACUAUGAGGAUGUCAUCUAUACUCAUCAGCUGUUAAAUCAGGAUACAGUUUGAAUUUUGACUCAAAACAGCCAGUACAUAACCACAAAGGGCUUUGUGUACUGCAAAAGAUUAUUUUGUAUACCAUCAAGAGGAGUUUAACAUGCAGCUGCAUUUGAUUAUUGUUGUGGUAAUCUUAAUAAAUAUAUAUUUUUAAAAAUGUGAUAAGCUGUGAUAUUCAGUGAUAUGCUGAAAUUGAUAGAGCUGUCACAAUGCAGAUUCAAAUUGUAUAU
Messenger RNA from Periophthalmus magnuspinnatus, 2839 nucleotides. It is a transcript of the gene gcfc2, whose product is annotated as GC-rich sequence DNA-binding factor 2. Gene Ontology annotation, molecular function: DNA binding. The transcript has 18 exons. Gene Ontology annotation, biological process: mRNA splicing, via spliceosome. The record is from RefSeq and is a predicted model, not a curated record. Lineage: Eukaryota; Metazoa; Chordata; Actinopteri; Gobiiformes; Gobiidae. Gene Ontology annotation, cellular component: nucleus. Bases 81 to 2621 code for a protein of 846 amino acids.